Molecule: messenger RNA, 356 nt
Organism: Striga hermonthica
Lineage: Eukaryota; Viridiplantae; Streptophyta; Magnoliopsida; Lamiales; Orobanchaceae
Source: the annotation of a GenBank genome assembly
CACCUGGUGUUGGUAAUAAGACACUUGAGAAUCAAUGUGUAGAUGAAGAAAAAGAAGAACAACUUAUCAGACUAAUGAAGAAGUUGCUGGAAAUUGAAACUAAUCUUAAACGUUGUUUUCCGGGACAAUACAAUGGCUUGAUUUGUCCUAAAUGUAAUGGUAGGAAGUCAGUGGCGAAGAUCAGGAGCUUAUCUCUUCGUAUUGAACCGGACUGGAAGGCAGCAGCUUGGACCUGCACUCGAGCUAAAUGUAAUUGGAAAGGCGCUACCCAACUACUUGCGUAUUUUGCCGAGCGGAGGAUAUCUGUAGAAACACUACAAAGAAAUCGUGUCAUGCAGAAAAGAUAUGGAGAUACG